AUGAAAACAGAGUAUGAGAAAGAGUACGUUCCUGGGGAAGACCAAACCAACUCAGUGAUCAUAGGUCCAGGAAAAUACAAACACCAACGCUUGUUAGUUUGCAAACUACAACAGCACAAAAGAGUAAUGGUCACAACAUCAGCUGCUUAUGUGCAAUGUGGAGAUGUGGAACUUGAAAAGAAAAUAGAUGAGAAGAUUGAGCACUUCAUUAGCUGGGUAGAAAAACACCCAAACAAGAAAAGUCAGAUAUGCUUAUCUUUCUAUGAAGUGAAAAACAAACAGCCAUAUUGGUUCACUAAUAAAAUUGAACGCCUAUAUUGGGAACAAUGGUAUAUCAACCUGAAUGUGGCUCAACACCCGAAGGCACAUUCUAGCAAGUCUCAUAAUUCCAAAGUGGUAGUUGAUCCAGGAGAGGAGGAAAGAAUUGCUCGAAGGGCAGCAGUUGAAGCAUCUCUUCGUGAGGUAUUGUUUCAAAUAAUAAAAUUUGUGAAUGAGAAGAAGGAUCAUGUUCCUCCCAUACCAAAUGGUGAUGGUGUUGUCUAUUUUCCCCAUGAAAUCACUAUCCCUAGUUCAUCAGAUUCUGCAUUUGGAAUGGACAUGAUCAAGAGGAUGCUCCAAACUGGGCAUCCAACCAUGCUCAGCUGAUAAUUAUCAAAGUUGACAAGCUAUCUACUUAUUCCCAGUGUGUUCCAGAAGUAAAAUGGAUUCUUAUGUUAAUAUCUCGGCGUGUAUAUAUCAGGUGGGUGCAGAGAGCUGCUGAACCCAGCAACAGUUCGAAAGUAAAUCCUAGGUGCAUUUUAUGUUACUUUAUCUUUGUAAAAAUAUUCUUCCUUUAUAACCUUCCCUUUAUCCCCUUCUCCAUUUCCCCUUUGUCUAUCCCUGCUGAUGCACAUAUUGUCUAUGUAUAUAAUGAAUUGAGACCAGUUUGAUCAACCAGGACCAUAUAGGUCAUUUCAUAUUAUGGGCAUGUUACAUGUUUGCUUGCUGAUUAAAAAUGAAGAAGUUGUAUAUGCAAU
This is a messenger RNA of Quercus lobata, 1016 nucleotides long. RefSeq names its product autophagy-related protein 101-like. Gene Ontology annotation, biological process: autophagosome assembly; autophagy. NCBI's taxonomy places the organism in Eukaryota, Viridiplantae, Streptophyta, Magnoliopsida, Fagales, Fagaceae. Gene Ontology annotation, molecular function: protein kinase binding. Gene Ontology annotation, cellular component: phagophore assembly site; Atg1/ULK1 kinase complex. The coding region runs from base 1 to 645 and encodes 214 amino acids. The transcript has 5 exons. The record is from RefSeq and is a predicted model, not a curated record.